GUCCCGUGAGUUAAGGGGGCCUGGGUCGAGCGUCGCGCGGUGCAUCAUGGUUAUCGUGACGUCCAUUCGUUCUUUCCUCUUUGUAUUGGUAGUAAGAACACGUCAGUGAAAAUGGUUGAAAAGUCGCCUUCAUCCACCGCUGUCGGGGCCGGGAGAUCGCCUUCUAAGGCUGUUGCUUCUCGGGGUUCUUCUGGUGGCCAGCUCAGACAAAGGAAAGCUGGUGGUAGCACAGCAAGCCGCACCACAAGACCAACAGCAGCCAGCAGCAGUGGCAUGUGGAGAUUUUACACAGAAGACUCACCUGGACUCAAAGUAGGACCUGUUCCUGUGUUGGUCAUGAGUCUUUUAUUUAUUGCAUCAGUUUUUAUGCUUCACAUCUGGGGCAAAUACACCAGAGGCUGAGAAUAGUUUCUUCACAUCUCUUUUCAUGUCAUUUCCCAGAAUCCCCAGCAGUACAUUCAGACAUGGAUAUUCUCCAUCAUAUUAUCCCAACCAAAACACUAAUUCAAGCAACACCUCCCAAUUACUACCUAGGAAAUACUUCAUUCUGGUAGAUUUUAUGGUUUGUAAAUCAAAUUGCAAAUAACAAUUUAUUUUAUGUCAAUAUCCAUUGUAAAACGAAAUGUCAAUUAAAGUCAGUACAUUCUUUGA
Nematostella vectensis (starlet sea anemone) is the source of this 651-nucleotide messenger RNA. RefSeq names its product protein transport protein Sec61 subunit beta. The coding region runs from base 112 to 402 and encodes 96 amino acids. Gene Ontology annotation, biological process: intracellular protein transport. The transcript is spliced from 4 exons. Lineage: Eukaryota; Metazoa; Cnidaria; Anthozoa; Actiniaria; Edwardsiidae. The record is from RefSeq and is a predicted model, not a curated record. Gene Ontology annotation, cellular component: Sec61 translocon complex.